GGAGGCAGAAGCGGGGGAGGACGAAGAGCGCGAGGAUGAGGAUGAAGCUGAGGAGGAGGAGGAGGAGGAGGAGGAUGAAGAGCAGGAGGGGGAGGGGAAGCCCCCGGAGCCCCCCCCGGAGCCCCCAGGCAGGGCCCGGGUGGGGCUGGUGUACGACCCCCGCAUGGAGGAGCACAGGAACACCUGGGACAGCCACCACCCCGAGUGCCCGCAGCGCCUGCCCCGCGUGCUGCAGCGGCUGCAGGAGCUCGGCCUGGCGCAGCGCUGCGUCCCCGUGCCUGCCCGGCCCGCGAGCCGCCGCCAGCUGCGCGCCUGCCACACGCCCUCCCACGUGCAGACGCUGUCCCGUGUCCCCGCGCUGUCCCCGCGGGAGCUGGGGGCGCUGGCGCAGCGCUACCCCAGCGUGUUCCUGUGCCCGCGCUCGUUCCGCUCUGCCCGCCUGGCCGCGGGGGGGGCGUGCGCGGCCGUGGGGGCCGUGCUGGGGGGGCAGGUGCGCUCGGCUCUGGCCGUGCUGCGCCCCCCGGGGCACCACGCCCGGCCGGGCUCCGCCGGGGGCUUCUGCCUCUUCAACAACGCGGGGGUGGCUGCGCGGCACGCGCAGAGCCUGGCGGGGACCCCCCUCAGGGUGCUGAUCCUGGACUGGGACAUUCACCACGGCAACGGCACCCAGGAGAUCUUCGAGGAGGACCCCAGGUGGGAUCGGGGGGUCCUGGGGGGUGACGAAUCCGGCCCCCCUGGCGGGGGGAGGGGCCCCGCCCCCCCCGUGGGGGAGCGGGGUGGGGGUCUGGCGCGUGCGUUGCUGCCGGUGGUGCGGUGA
Messenger RNA from Camarhynchus parvulus, 817 nucleotides. Its product is annotated as histone deacetylase 6-like. The record is from RefSeq and is a predicted model, not a curated record. Gene Ontology annotation, cellular component: histone deacetylase complex. Lineage: Eukaryota; Metazoa; Chordata; Aves; Passeriformes; Thraupidae. Bases 164 to 817 code for a protein of 217 amino acids. The transcript has 6 exons. Gene Ontology annotation, molecular function: histone deacetylase activity. Gene Ontology annotation, biological process: chromatin organization.